AUGGAAAAUCAUAAAAAUGUCACAGAGUUUGUUUUUGUGGGACUUUGGGAAAACAGGCGAAUAGAGCUGCUGUUCUUCCUCUUGUUCCUGCUUUGUUACCUGGCAGUUUUAGUGGGGAAUGCCAUCAUUCUAAUCACGAUCACCUGCAGUCACCUAAUGGAACAGCCGAUGUAUUACUUUCUGUGCCACCUUUCCCUCAUGGACCUCUGCUACACCUCAACCGUGGUUCCCAGGCUCAUCAGAGACUUGGUUGCAGUUAGAAAAAACAUUUCCUAUAAUCAAUGCAUGACCCAGCUCUUCACUGCCCACUUGCUGUCAGGUGUGGAAAUCUUCAUUCUGGUGUCCAUGGCUUUGGACCGUUACAUUGCCAUUGUGAAGCCCCUGCAUUACAUGGUCAUCAUGAGCCGAAAGAGGUGCGACAUGCUGAUUGCCACGGCCUGGGGGGUAGGGUUCUGGCACUCUAUUGCUUUGCUGCUCAUGGUGCUCAGUCUGCCUUUCUGUGGUCCCAACCGCGUAGAUCACUACCUGUGCGAUGUCAAGCCUCUUCUGAAACUGGUCUGCAAAGAUAUUCGUGUUGUUAGCAUCUUAGUGAUCGCCAAUUCUGGAAUGGUGGUAGUUGCCAUCUUUCUUGUGCUUGUCGUUUCUUACAUACUAAUUUUGUAUAAUCUCAGGUCAAGAUCAUCUGCCGGGCGUCGCAAAGCUCUCUCGACCUGUAGCUCUCACAUAAUGGUAGUAGUUUCAUUUUUCGUGCCCUGUAUUUAUACCUAUGUAUUACCCGUAGGAAGUGAUAACAAUGAUAAGGAAAUCUCUGUGCUUUACACUGUGAUCGCCCCCAUGCUAAAUCCCCUCAUUUACACUCUGAGAAACGCUGAGAUGAAAAGCGCAAUGCAGAAGGUGUGGUCUCGAAUGACACAGUCAGAAUUAUAG
Molecule: messenger RNA, 927 nt
Organism: Nannospalax galili (Upper Galilee mountains blind mole rat)
Lineage: Eukaryota; Metazoa; Chordata; Mammalia; Rodentia; Spalacidae
Product: olfactory receptor 4P4-like
Exons: 1
Coding region: 1-927 (308 amino acids)
Biological process (GO): G protein-coupled receptor signaling pathway
Cellular component (GO): membrane
Molecular function (GO): olfactory receptor activity; G protein-coupled receptor activity
Source: RefSeq, a predicted model, not a curated record